Messenger RNA from Cladophialophora immunda, 1542 nucleotides. RefSeq lists its product as uncharacterized. Gene Ontology annotation, biological process: regulation of DNA-templated transcription. The coding region runs from base 1 to 1524 and encodes 507 amino acids. The transcript is spliced from 6 exons. The record is from RefSeq and is a predicted model, not a curated record. Gene Ontology annotation, molecular function: zinc ion binding; DNA-binding transcription factor activity, RNA polymerase II-specific. NCBI's taxonomy places the organism in Eukaryota, Fungi, Ascomycota, Eurotiomycetes, Chaetothyriales, Herpotrichiellaceae.
AUGGUAUUCUGUCGCCCUCCCAGCAAGGGCUGUGAGCGAUGUCGAAAGCGGAAGGUCAAGUGCGACGAAGGGAGACCAGGAUGCGCAAAUUGCGCGAAAUUGAAACAGAACUGCCCGGGCUACCGCAAUCUGGAUGAGCUCAGGAUCAGAGACGAAUCCGACCGCGUUGCCCGUAAACACCGCCGUCAGGAGGACAAUUCAAGUAUGGUCUGGACACCACAACAGGUCUCUGUCCAGUCUCUGCGAAGUGACACGCGAGUACCUGGAGGGGGAUUCUUCCCAGCAUCGAUUGAGUCCUCCAUCACAAUUACAUAUCCGUUGUCUCAAUCUAGCAAUGAACUGGGAGCCAAUUUCUUCUUCGCCAAGUACUCUCCCAAUGAUGGCACUUCCUUCAGUAACUAUCAUGCUUGGUUGGUCAAGUCCUACCUUGAGCAAAGACCCAACAACGUUUUGGGAAAGGUGAUUGAGGCAGUGGGCAUGGCGGGACUGUCGAAUGUCUUUCACGCGCCUCAUGUCAAAUCUCAGGCUCGAGCACAGUACUCUGCGGCCUUGAUAUCCAUGCAACAAGCCCUGAAUGACCCAGCUCAAGCUGUUUCGGACUCGACGUUUAUGGCUCUCAUGUUAUUCGCAUUCUUCGAGGUACGUCAAGACACCAUCCACCAAGAUCGAUAUCCCCAUUGGGCUGCCCACAUUAGAGCCGGCACGGCCGUCCUAGAGCUCCGGGGCAAGGAACAGUUCAGCAGUGAGCGUGGUGCACUGCUAUAUGUUCAGUUUCGCUCCUACGUUCUUCUGGCCUGCAUGCAGGAACAUAUUGCUGUUCCCAACGCUCUGGUCAAGGCGACUUUCAGUUUCCAGACAGGUGCCCUGAGACAAUACUGGCAGCGUGCAAACAUUGCCAGCCCAGGGUCCAUCACCGAGAUUUGUAUCCGGGUGGCCAACCUCUGCGCAGCCUUGAGAAGUCAAGAGGUGACAGAUCCAAGGGCCAUCCGUGCCAUAACACAGGAGAUCGAUGCAGACCUCGAGACUUGGAGAGCAGGCUUGCCUCCAAGUUGGGCAUACACUACAGUCGAUGUUCCUUACGCUGCCCAUGACACCUUCUUUCACGGGAAGACGCACGUGUACGCCAAUCUUUGGAACGCAGAGGCAUGGAACUAUUGGCGCGCCGUACGCAUGUUCAUCAAGCAGCUCAUCCUACAGAAUGAGGUCCGCUCGACCAAGCCUGACGAUGCAUUGAUGGCACUAGCUCUUUCCACCAUACGGCAGUUGUCUAUUGACAUCUGCAUCUCCACAAAUAGUUUCAAAGACUCUCCACGCAUCCUCUCGCUCAUGCACUCGCUAUUUCUGGUCGCCCUGGAAGAGCGAAAUGAGCUGUCUGUGAUUUCUUUCGCUGUGGAGCAACUACGACGCAUCAGUGCCACUAUGGGCGUUCGACAGGCAAAUUUUAUGGCCGAUACCGCUUUGAAAAGGUCUCAGGCGAUACUCAGACGAGUCGAUAGUUCCUUCACCGCCGACAUCGACGCCUAGUGCCACCCCGCUAUGCAU